AUGGGCUCGGCUGACCCCGGCAGAGAGACAGCAGCAUCGGCGCAACCAGCUCUGCAUCUACUGCGGUGGGGAGGGCCAUUUCUUGGCUCAGUGUCCAGAGGUGCCAAAAGACCGGGCUCAUCAGUAGGCGAGGGGGCGCUGGUGAGCCAAACUACCACAUCUACCACCUCUCCAGGCAGACUACAAGUAAAGGGUUACGUGGUGGAGAUGGGGCAGCUCAGACCAGACCCUGCUAAAAUUAAAGCAGUGGAGGAGUGGCCGGUUCCUGCUACACGUAAGCAGCUACAGAGAAUAUUCCCACAACUCCAUGGUCAGCUCUGCGACAGGUAUGUCGCCUUUCAUGGUGACCCACGGUUUUCAGCCUCCCUUAUUCCCCAGCCAGGAACUGGAGGUUGCUGUCCCUUCGGUCCUGGCCCAGUUCCAUCGAGCUCGCCAAGUCUGGUGGGAAGCCAGAGCCGCUCUGGAGAGGAUGGCGGUCCGGAACCGGCGGAUUGCACAUCGUCAUCGCACACCGGCUCCAGAAUACAAGGUCGGGCAACAGGUUUGGUUGUCGUCACGGGACCUCCCUCUCCAGACGGAUUCCAGAAAAAUGGCCCCCAGGUUCAUCGGACCCUACCCGUUGCAGCGGGUCAUCAAUCCCAGUGCCGUCUGAGUGAAGCUUCCAGCAGCUCUCAAGGUUCACCCCGUGUUCCACGUCUCGCUCCUGAAACCGGUGGUUGACAGUCUCCUACAACCUCCCGCUGAUCCCCCCCCCCCGUCUCAUUGAUGGUCACCCGGCAUACACUGUCAACCACAUUUUGGAUGUCCGCAGGCGUGGCCGAGGUUACCAGUACCUUGUGACUGGGAGGGAUACGGCCCCGAGGAGCACUCCUGGUUGUCCAAGUCUCUGAUUUUGGGCACUCACUUAUUGUCUGAUUUUUAUGAAAGGUUUCCCAACAAGCCUGGUAGGACGCCAGGUGGCGUCCGUUAGAGGGGGGGUACUGUUAUGACCUGCUUUUGAUGCAUGUUUUGGUGGCAGCUUGGGUGUUUGUUCUGUGUUUUCCUGUUCUUCUUGAACCUGCAGGGCUGGUGUGUGGAGGAGGCGGGGCUGACCUACAUUUCCACCACGGGCAGCGAGGCACACCUGGUUUCCAUCGCCACUAAUCAACCCUCCAUAUUAGCCUGGUGAUGACUCCACUUCUGUGCCAGAUAAUUCCAUCUCGUUUGUGUGUUGCCUCGCCGCCUUUCGUUCUCCGGAGCCCUCGCCUCCAGCCACCACCAGCUGUUUUCUCCCUGCAGCUGUUUUUUUGUAUUUAGCGGCUUGCUGCCGUUUAUUGUGUCAAGCGGCAUUUUUGUAAUAA
Molecule: messenger RNA, 1340 nt
Organism: Epinephelus moara (kelp grouper)
Lineage: Eukaryota; Metazoa; Chordata; Actinopteri; Perciformes; Serranidae
Exons: 3
Coding region: 1-720 (239 amino acids)
Source: RefSeq, a predicted model, not a curated record